AUAACGAUUCCGAAUCAUAGAAUUUGUUAUUAUUAAUGAGAUCCAAAACAUAUCGUUUUAACGCUAUGCGGACUGCAGGAUGAGUAGCUUAUUGACUCGAUGCUUCCAUAGGGUGAAGUCUUAUCAACGUGUCUUUGAAGUAGGGAACGAAUUUCUUAUAAGUACCUUGAGGAAGGUACGAAUAGAAGACCUCACUCCAUCUUCAUUUCAACCAUCUUUCACUCACCCACCUGUCUUCGAAUCUUAUUCAAAUCAACAACGUCAUCAAAACUAACUAUCCAUUUUUCUAAUCAACGAAAUCAACAAUCAAAAUCAACAAUCAGCAUGUCUGACAAGAAAUUGAUCGUCGUCUUUGGUGCUACAGGAAAUCAAGGUGGCUCAGUUGUUGAGCAAAUUCUUUCUGAUUCAAAAUUCGAGCAGAGUUGGGCAAUUCGAGCCAUCACUAGAGACGUCAAUAAGCCUUCGGCAAAGGCCCUCGAGGCUCAAGGUGUUGAGGUCGUUGCUGUAAGUUUCAUAGUAUCUUCGAUCUUGUAUGAUUCGGAACUAAUAAAUAUUUAGGCAGACUUGGACGCUCCCAGCACUCUGAAAGCUGCCGUAAAGGGUGCAUAUGCUGUUUUUGCCGUUACCAACUUUUGGGAAACCUGUGAUCCUGAGGUAGAGAAGAAACAAGGAUUUGCAAUUGCAGAUGCCGCAAAGGUACGAAAUUGAAUUUACGCAUUGAAUUGAGAAAAUUGGGGUCUAAUUUGAUCGGCAUAUAGGAUGCUGGUGUUCAGCAUUUGAUCUGGAGUUCAUUACCGAGCGUUACAAAGCGUAAGUAGUCCUCCUAUCCAUUCUUAACACCUGCCUUCAACAAUCCAUAUGGCUUUUCUGUAUUCAAACCUUCUGCUGCGAGGUCUUCAAGCUCAUCAAUUCUUUGCAGUCUCCAAGGGACGUUUCACCAAGGUCGCACAUUUUGACGCCAAGGCCGAAAUCGAGGAUUAUAUUACAAAAAUUGGAGUUCCUGCGACUUUCUAUUUGGCUGGAUAUUUUAUGUCCAAUCUUCCUGGUUAUCACUUACAGCAAAUGCCAGAUGACAAGAAGUGGAAGAUUAUCCUGCCAUGUCCAGCUUCGACUCAAGUUCCACUUGUUGCUACUGGUGAGUAACUUUGCACUACAAUCUUGUGAGAAUCAUUCACUCACACAUCACAGCCGAGGAUACUGGCAAAUUUGUGAAAGGGAUCCUCCUUAACAGAGAGAAGGUUCUUGGAAAGCAAAUCCUUGGUGCCACUAACUAUGCCACCUUCAGCGAGAUUUUGAACGAAUUCAAGGAACAGUACCCUAUCGCUGGUGAGGGAGCCGAGUUUGUCCAAAUUUCUUACGAGGCCUACAGGGAUAAUCUCGCCAGCGAGGGUAGGAGUGCCUUCAUUCAAGAUGACCUCGUCGACAACAUGAUGUGGAUAUCUGAAUCUGGCUACUACGGAGGUGCUACUUUGGAUGAAAGUCACUCAGUAAGUUCUUCUGAUGGGAUAUAUCUGGAUUCUCAUACUGAUACAUUUCAUUUAGCUUUUGGUUGACAAAUUGACUACAUGGAAGGAAUACAUGGCCAAGAGCCCAGUUUUUGCCGAGUUGAAGUAAGGUUUUAAGGGUCUUGAUUAGUCAGCAGGUUGAAAAGGGGGGUGUCUCGUGGAGAUUUCUAAUUAUGGAUACAAUCGCCUAUGUUUUUAAACAUCAACCACUUGAGCAAUGCCAACUAUAUUCCACGUAACUUGAUCGCAAUGUAAUUUGUGCUUUGAAUUAAAGAGGUAAGUAGGUAGCUACUGGGUUAGUAACAUUUUAUCAACAGCAUUUUGAUGAUGUGAUGAUGAUAGAAGGAGAACCGACCUAUCUUACCUACUGUACAUAA
Molecule: messenger RNA, 1882 nt
Organism: Sclerotinia trifoliorum
Lineage: Eukaryota; Fungi; Ascomycota; Leotiomycetes; Helotiales; Sclerotiniaceae
Source: the annotation of a GenBank genome assembly